This is a messenger RNA of Coregonus sp. 'balchen', 7429 nucleotides long. The record is from the annotation of a GenBank genome assembly. NCBI's taxonomy places the organism in Eukaryota, Metazoa, Chordata, Actinopteri, Salmoniformes, Salmonidae.
AUGAUACAGCCAGUACUUCUACUCCUGCUAUUGGGUAAGAGAUCAGAUGGGAUCAAUAUUCCUCUCUUGGUAUUAUAAACCAACCUGCUAUGCCUGUUAUCUAGUUGACCAUGUAUUCAAAGUAGUUGGGUAGUGGUUCAGAACCUGUAAACAUCCAGUUUCACACAAUGAGUCUCAGUUUAACCAACAUUUAACAUACAAUCUACAGAAAUCUCUCCUAUAGUGGACACAGUUAUAUUUUAGUACAGUGAUUAUGAAGUUGAUAUACAAGUCUUAGGUUGGUGUUGGUGUCACAAUCUGAACAGAAAAAUAGAUUGACCAUCCCAAAAAUAACAUAUUUCUGAUGUGACAUUUAUCCCCACAGCAGCCAUGUCCUCACCAGUGUUUGGGACUGAGAUAUCAGUACUGGAGGGAACCUCUGUGACCCUUGUCUGUAGAUACCUUGGGGCUAAAAAGCUUGACACAUGCUGGAGCAGAGCAAGUGGAACCUUUCAGUGUACUGAUCCCAUAAAGGAAGAGCAAUCCAAAUAUAAAGUUAAUGCUGGAGAUGGAACAGUAAACCUCACCAUUUUAAACCUAAAGCCUGCAGACAGUGGGAGCUACUGCUGGUUAAAUGAUCUUAAACAAAUCUACAGCCUGAGGGUAGUCAAAGGUAAGUGUUGCUCACUUCAUACUACAGGUUAUCAAUGGGUUUUGCUCAGUGCAGGUGUCACCUUACAGUAGGAAGGAACAUGAAGGUUCAAAGUUUUCUUCUCCAUGUAUGAAUGUUGUAUUUCUGUACUACUAUUGUGUUUCAGUGUGUUCUCUAACUAAGUAUGUACUGCUUGUAAUGUCCUCUUGCUGCCUAGAUGUGCUUUAUCCUGCCCCAUUCUGAUGGUCUGUAUGGUGAAAUACAGUAUGUCUUGGUUACAGGUUGUGAGAGGGACCUACUGGAUGGAGUGGAUUUUCUGGGGAACAAUGUUGAGAAUCAGCAAUAUACAACCAAUAAUGCAAGUCAGUGCAGGCAGGAAUGCACCAACAAUGACAAGUGCCAGUACUUCACAUUUGUUGGCAAAAAGGCAGAAAUAAUAGAACACAGGUACAUGCAAAAAAAUAUAUGCUUGUGCAAAUAAAGGCAGCAAUAGAUGUUUUAGAUCAGCACCAUUCUGAUAACUACUACCACAUUCUUUGUGAUAUUUAUCCCACAGCAACAACUGUUUCCUGAAGGCCUCAACUGGUGAUACACCCAAAAUUACAAUACAAUACCUCCAACAUGCAACCUCAGGCUACUCUCUGAGAAACUGCAGUGGUAAAGGUGAGUACAUACAGUUAAUGUAUAUGUGAGUCAUCAUUUAUUUUGGCCAUUGAAUAUCUAGUCAAUAUCUAAUGAUCAGAGAGGUAGACUUUAUUAAUAGGCCCUAUUAAACAGGAUAGCAUAGACAUGGAUAUCAAACUGUCAUGUUGUGUGUCUGUUUAUUCCAUUAUCUCUGUUGAAGGUGUAAGUUAUCGAAUAUCAUCAAGCAUCAGAGCUCUUUAAACAGAGCCUUUACAGACCAAUGAUGUGUGAAGUUCAUAUUCUGUAGUCUAUAGAAUACUAUACAGUACUAUCACUACUAUGUAUUCACUUUUAGUCAUUGAUGCACAGGACACGUCCAUAUUCAUCAAACAAAUUGGUUGGAGGUUGGAACAAGUUUGCGAAUGUAUCAAUUUGCCACUGUCACAUGCUCUAUAUUACUCUGCUGUCAAACAGAAUGUGUUGCCUAUAUUUUAGAAUAGAUAGUGGAAGCUAAAGAUGGUCAUGUUCGCCACUCAACACAACAAGCAGUCUGAUAAGCAUUUUCCUCUGUAUUUCAAACAGUCACCUACUCAGCCCAAAAGUACAGCCUUGUCCCUGAGAUGAAAAACUGGACCGAAGCACAAGAGUACUGCAGACAGCGCUUUACAAACCUGUCCAUCAUACAAACAGAAGAGGAUUGGAGGGCAAUUAAAUCCACUUUGGGUAAUUUCAAUGGUGAUGUGUGGAUUGGGCUCCAUAGAGAGAAGCCUGAUCCAAAUGAAAAGUGGAAGUGGUCUGACGGAGAGGACUUCAUGUUCUUCAACUGGAGAAUUGGCUUUGGUGACCACACCAAGGGUCAUGACUGUGUCUUGUCUAUUUCAUCUCACUGGGAACCAGUGCCGUGUGAAUCUCCAAGACAGUAUAUGUGUCAACGAGGUAAGGACUCACUCACUCACUUUCUUUCAUCAAUGGAAAAUCCAACUGUAAUACUGUAUUCUUCAUCUAAUCAGAUCUCAAAGCACUUUAUAAUUUAGGUUAUCACCUGUAACUUCCAAGUUUAUUUCUUAUUGUGCGAAGUCAUUAACUGUCUCAUGAAAUCUGAUGUGUCAGUUUUCAUCUUCCCUCCUAUAAGUUCAUCAUGGUAAUGGAACAACAGAGAAGGUCUAUGAGCUGAUGACUGGGCCAAAGGACCAGAAGGAUGCUGUGACAGACUGCAGGACAAUACAAGGCAGAGAACUGGCGAGUAUCUGUAACCAGAAAGAACAGGAAGCCUUUGAUGAGGUGGCUAAGCAGGAACAAAUCUGGAUUGGACUAAAGAAUGAGAACAACACAUGGAAUUGGUCCAGUGGUGAACCAUUUCAGGAAUGGGACAAUUCCAUGGGAGGUGGAAACUGUGUAAAGCUGAACUCAGAAAAUGACAGAAAAUGGCAACGAGAAAAUUGUUCUACUCAAAAAGCUUUCCUGUGCUAUGGGGGUAAGUUGAACCCUGUGAGAAUGUUAUCAAACUAGUGUUGACAGUCAGUCAUCAUCUAUGACAACGUUGUGUUGAAUCUACACAAAGAAACUCCAAGUUUUAAAAUGAGGAAAUCUUUUAUAUAAGUACUUUGUUUUUGUUUCAUUGAUCAACAUGAUAGGGAAACAGGCACUUAUAUAUGUGUAUUCUACUUCAUUCUGACCCAGCAUGAACGUCCUCUUUAACACCACUGGGGGAUUUGGUCCACUCCUGCUACCACCCAUGAAAACCAAACCCCUGCUUCAACUGGACCUCCCUCUAGCAAGAAGUCCACCACAUGGACCUACCACUACUAAUCACGACAGCUCCACCACCAACAGCCACGCUACCACUACUAAUGAAGGGCCCACCACCACACCACCUACCGACUACUUAUGGACAGUCCACCACCACAAUCAAACCAACCACCUACUACCACUACUAAUUGACAGUCCACCACACGCGCGAUCACCACCGACCCAUUACUAACUGGACAGUCCACCACCUCACCACCUACCCAUUACUAAUGGACAGGCCACCACCUCAACCACCUACCACAUACUAAUGGACAGUCCCACCCACCUCAUCACCACCUACCACUCACAAUUGGACAGUCCACCACGUCAUCACCUAACCACCUACCUAUGGACAGUUCACCACCCAUCACCUCACCACCGUAACCACUACUAAUGUACAGUUCACCACCUCACCCACCUACCACUACCUAAUUGGACAGUUCACCACCCUCACCCCCUACCACUACAAUUUGGACGCCCCCCACCUCCCACCUACCCCAAAUAAAUGGCGUCCCCACUUCACCACCGACCCCAAAUGGGCAUAAAAAACCACUUUACCACCUACCCCCUAAAUGGCAUCCCCCCCCUCACCACUACCACUUUAAUGGGGCAUCCACCCCCCCUCACCCCUACCACUACUAAUACAUCCCCCACUUCACCCCUCCAUAUAAAGGGCAGUCCACCCUUCACCACCCCCACUCAAUGGGGGCAGUCCCCCCACUUCACCCCCACCUACUAAUGGACAUCCAACCCCCCCCCUCACCCCCUACCCUACUAAUGGGGCGUCCCCCACUUCACCACCUACCCCUACUAAAGGGCAGUCCACCACCUCACCCCCCUACCCCUACUAUGGACCCACCACCUCAAACCCCCAAACCCCCCUUCCAGUGGACAACUGCCUCUCAGGUCCCACCUCCCCGCAAACCCCCCUUCCCCCAGCUUUUACCCCCCGGACAAAAUGGAGCCCUUCUUCCCGCACAAAAGGGAAAAAUGACAAUUUUGGGGCUUUUUCAGUGACCUGUGUAUGUUAUUUUGGAUUUGGCCGUUUUCUUUUCAAAUUUUUUUGUUUUUCCAAUUCCCGCCACCCAAAGUCCAAGUGAAAUGUUUGGGGUUCCCUUUUCUUCCAACCGGGGCCCUGGGGAUUAGGACCCCCUUUCCCCGUGGGGUGCCAUUUUUUUGGGGGGGGUUGAUUGGUUGGGGCGUCCCCCUUUGGGGAACCCCCCGUUUUUGGACCCGUAUGUUUAAGGGGUCAAGAGGGAUGUUUUAAUCCAAACCACUUUGGAAAAUGGUUCCGGUUGGGGUAAUAAAAAUGGGCACUUCCCACAGGAAAACCUUCACGUGAAGUCCGGGCCCAAAUUUUUUGCUCCCAAGGUUUUUUGGGGGGGUGGAAAAUUUAAAAUUUCGUCAAAUUUUAAUGGACGCGGCUGGGAAAGAGUUUUUUUUUAUUAAUGUCAGUUUUCAAGUAAACAGCGCCUUUUUCCCCUUUUAAAAUUCAACCCCCAAAUUAAAAUCCCGUUGGUAAAACGAUGCUUUAUCCCUUUAAAAAUCCCUCUUUUUAAAGUCUGCCACUUACUAUUAGUUUUUAAAAAAUGGGGUGGCAUUAAAAAUCCGUUUCCAAAACCUGAAAAGAGGUUUAACAAUUUAAGAACUUCCUUUCCCCACCUUUUGGCCAACCCUAUUUCCCAAGAACUUAUCAUGGUCUGGAAAAUACUUUUUUAUUUAUUAAUUCCCCAAUCCCAAUUAAUUUUACUCUUUAAAUAUUCAUCUCUUUACCUUUUUUAUCCUUCCCCCUUUACCUAAAAAGGAUUUCAUUUUUACCCUUAAUUUUUGUUUUUAAUUAAAAAAAAUAAUAAAAAAAGGUAAAUAAAUUAUUCAAAAGUGUUUUUAUCCCUUUUUAAAUUUUAUUUUAAAAGAUUUAGGAAAGUUUUUGUUUUUUUAAAUUUUGCGAAAAAAACCCUUUUUUUGACGGGGAAUUUUUUUUUCAUGGGCUUUUGGGAAAUCAAAACAUUAAAAUUUCUUUCAACCUAAUUUUUUAUAUUAAGUAUGUCAUUAAACCUUUAUGAAAAUUUUUACUCCUCUAAAGGCGACAUGAACUGGCUAAAAAUACUUUUUCCAAUACGCAUUAAUUUAAGGGGGGGGGUUUUUUGAACUUAAAUUUACCAAUUACGGGGUUAUUUAAAAAUUUUAAAAUAAAUAAAAUUUUUUAUGAAAAUGUUUUUUAACUCCUUGGUGCCUUUAAACCCCCAGUAAAUGUAAAAUUUUAUGUUUUUGGUAAAAAUAAUCCCCCCAUUUUUUUGGGUUUCCCUGAAAAACACCCCAAAUUGGAGGGUUUUUUGAACAGUGGGAAUAAAACCCCAUAGAAAGCAUUAAAAAUGAUAAAAGCAAAAAAAAUUUAUUAUCUAACAAAUUUUAUUUAAAAUGGUCAAAAGGUUCUAAAGGCGACUUUUUUUGAAAGGUUUGCACACAUCUCAGGAGGGAUUUUGUCCCCACUCCUCUUUGCAGAUCUUCCCAAGUCAUUAAUGUUCGAGCCUGACGUUUGGCAACUCGAACCUCAGCUCCCUCCACAUAUUUUCUAUGGGAUUAAGGUCUGGAGACUGGCUAGCCACUCCAGGACCUUAAUGUGCUUCUUCUUGAGCCACUCCUUUGUUGCCUUGGCCGUGUGUUUUGGUCAUUGUCAUGCUGGGAAUAUCCAUCCAUGACCAUUUUUCAAUGCCCUGGCCUGAGGGAAGGAGGUUCUAACCCAAGAUUUGACAGUACAUGGCCCCGUCCAUCUCCCUUUGAUGGAGUGAAGUUGUCCUGUCCCCUUACAGAAAAACACCCCCAAAGCAUGUGGGCCCAGUGGCAAUAAAUUAAUAAAACCAAAAACUUGGAAGAGUUCCAGUGUUGUGUUGGAUAGUCAUAGCCAGCUAGCUAACAUAGCAUCCCUCUGUUUGAGCAUGGUGUUUGAGUAAUUAAACUAGCCAGCUGCAUUUGUUAGCUAAGUAAGUGAAACUGAAAGUGACACAAAAAAAGACGAAAUCUCUCUCUCUCUCGCUCUUGCUUCUCCUUCAUUUUUGAAGAAAUGUAUUUGUUGAAGACUGUUAAACUAUUGUCUAUCUCUCUCUUUGAGUGAACUACUCACCACAUUUUAUGCACUGCAGUGCUAGCUAGCUGUAGCUUAUGCUUUCAGUACUAGAUUCAUUCUCUGAUACUUUGAUUUUGUGGACAACAUGUCAGCUCAUACUGCAAGAGCUCCGCUAGGUUGGAGGACGUCCUCCGGAAGUUGUCAUAAUUAUUGUGUGAGUCUAUGGAAGGGGGUGAGAACCAACAGCCUCCUAGGUUUUGUAUUGAAGUCAAUGUACCAAGAGGAGGACAGAAGCUAGCUGUCCUCCGGCUACACCAUUGUGCUACCCUACAGAGUGCUGUUGAGGCUACUGUAGAUCUUCAUUGCAAAACAGUGUUUUAAUUAAUUAUUUGGUGACGUGAAUAUAUUUAGUAUAGUUUUAUCUAAAAGGGAAAACUUUUUCAAUGUUUUACCAUUUAAAAAAAUAUAUGAAAUUCACUGAGGAGGAUGGUCCCCCCCUUCCUCCUCUGAGGAGCCCACUGUUAUAUAUUAUAUCCUUAAUGCUUUAGUGUAAAUCAAUCUAAUAUUGUAAUAUUGAGCACACACAAUCAGCCUCAACUGGGUGGUAGUAACUGUUGCUCUCUGACCCUUAAGGGCCAUUGACAGACUGAACACGCCUCUCUGGACAAUAGAGACUGCUCUCUGAAGAGAUCGUUCCUUUGCACUGGAAGUAAGACUAUCAUCUUUUUUUAUUUCACGUAUAUAUUUUUAAUAAACAGAUAGAAAGAGAGGAUGACAGUAGGAAAAGAUACACAGAGGUUUCAUCAAAGGGCAUUAGGCCAGAUUCAAACCUACGCUGACACCAUAGAAAUGUGUUCCAGAGGCUGUGGCAUUACCGCUAGACCAGCCAGGCCACAAGACUAUCAUCUUAUUGGCGUUAUUGGGGUUUAUAUCUGUAAGACAGGUGCAAGGGGUAGCAUUUUAGCCCCAAUAGGGUCCCACUUUAACAAGCAGUGUCAGAUGUCGGACACAGAAAUGCUUCAUGUUGUCUACACCACUGUCAAAUAUAUGUGCUCAUGUGGUUUCUAAUAUCAGAUAAUAUUUCCAUAAUGUUGAAUAUAGAACACAGAGGCUAGCUACUACACACAUCCAAAGUAAUUUAUAGCCUUUAAAUGGAAGUGAAAGAAAAGUUUAAAUAAGCUGAAUUUCAUUUGAGUGGGUGCUACCAUUCAUAUGUCCCUCUAGAAAAUAGAUUCAAGCAGACCAUUGUCAGGAUGUCUCUGAAAUCUAACUCAGGAGCUGACCUCAAUGACCCAGUGGUAAAGGAACAUAUGUUGGAGCAG